AUGAACAACAUGAUGCAGAGGCUCAUGCAGGACCAGAAUAGGCAGCAGCAGGACCCGAUCCCGAACAUGCAGUACUUCGCACCCGGUGGAGGUCAAGCGGGGGCAACCACCAUGGGCCAGGGGCCUGCAGCAGGAACCCAGGCACCUGCAGCAGCAACCCAGCAGGCACCCGCAGGGGCAUCUGCAUCGGUCCAGCAAACAGCACUUGUGGCGGCAACGAAUGCAUCAGCUGGUGUCUCGCCGGCAGUGCAGUUGGAGAUGAGUGAUCCUGAAAACGACGAGGCCGACGAGGCAGAAGUGUUGAGGCAGGCUGGGCUCGUUGCAGAUGCAGUCAACAAGAAGAAGGGGAUUCUUAAGAAGCCUGCAGGCUUGCCCAAGGCCGUUGCAAAGGCCAGUGCAAAGGCCAGUGCAAAGGCCAGUGCAAAGGCCAAAGCAGUACUGAAGGAAGUGGCUGCAUGCCCUGAAGUCCUUGACUCAGCCUCCCGGCGAGGCAUCAAAAGGGCACGGGAUUCCGAGCUGGAGGCAGAGACUCCUCAUGGCCCUUUGGUGGCCAAGAUUACAGUACCUGGGGAGGUGAAGAGCCGAAAGGCAGCUGGAGACGAGGAGGUGAAGAUCGUGCCGACAGAGCUGCCGAUCCUCAACCUGAUGGCAUGGAUAUGGCAUGUUUGCCAGUCCAUGCCUGGUGUAGCUGCCUUUUUCCAAAGGCAGCUAUCGAAGUACCCGUGCACAGCAACCAGCCCAUGGCGCAUGGCUUUAUACAAUGAUGAGAUUAGUCCUGGCAACCAGCUAAAAGCCAGCAACACCAGGAAGAUCCAAGGGUACUACCUCAGUUUUCUCGAGUUUGACGCCGAAGGCCGAUGCCAAGAAAACCUUUGGUUCCCUUUGAACUUGACUCGGUCUUCGGUGGUCAACAAGAUCCAGGGCGGGCUGUCUGCACUCACCCACAUUCUGGUCUCCUCGGAAUCGUUCCUGAACCUCCAGUCGGGCUGUUUGCUGAACAUGCCAACCGGGGAACGGGUCAUGUUCUUCGCGAAACUGCAUACUGUAGUUGCAGACGAGGCAGCUUUGAAGUCUAUGUACGACUUCAAGGGCUCCAGUGGGACUUUGGUUUGCCCGCUAUGUGCCAACAUAACAAGCAAGACCCACGGUGAUCUGCCAGCAAAUGACCACUCGGGAGAAUUGCAUGACAUAUCAUGCAUCGACAGCAAUCUGUUUGUCCGCAGAACCGAGAAUUGCAUGACAUAUCAUGCAUCGACAGCAAUCUGUUUGUCCGCAGAACCGACAAUCAGAUCUUCACUGCACAGGCACUGCUGGCGAGAAGGCAACCCAUGCUGA
Symbiodinium sp. CCMP2592 is the source of this 1335-nucleotide messenger RNA. The record is from the annotation of a GenBank genome assembly. NCBI's taxonomy places the organism in Eukaryota, Dinophyceae, Suessiales, Symbiodiniaceae.